AUGUCAACAACAAUGUCGCGACCCACGACUCGCAUGAACGAGUACUUUGUGCCCCGUGAUGGCAUCGACCGUGAAGUAAUCUCUGCUGAUAUCUGCCGCUAUCUGGGCAAUGAUGCUUUGGUGCGACCUGGUCACUAUGAGAACCCCCAAACUGGCCAACCCGUCCAGGGUUACUAUAUUACGGCGUACCGCAACUUGACGACCGCCAUGAUUGAGGAUCUCAAGGCCGACUCGGCUCGGUGGGACAGGGAACGCCGCGCCCAGACCGCGCGUAACAGCAGCGGAGGUAUCAGCGCCUCGAGAUAUGCCAAUUCUGGUGCCCCUAGACCGAGAUCUAACUCUCCUCCAGUCCAGAACUAUCCCAAUGAUGCUUAUGCCGGUGGCCACCCUGGAUCAGCUGUCCCACCACCUCAGCAACCUGUAUAUGCUUCCAACCAGCCUGUCCCACAAGGAUAUCCCGCCCCCAACUACCCAUAUCCUAACCAGGCUCCUGCGGGCGGUAUGGCGUACGCUACACAGCCUCAGGACCCCUUCUUCGGCCGAGGUGCGUCUCCCAACAAAAACCACCCCAAGCCUUCAUCCAGUUUGAAUUCGCUCGUCUGA
Messenger RNA from Trichoderma gamsii, 603 nucleotides. RefSeq lists its product as hypothetical. The transcript is spliced from 4 exons. The coding region runs from base 1 to 603 and encodes 200 amino acids. NCBI's taxonomy places the organism in Eukaryota, Fungi, Ascomycota, Sordariomycetes, Hypocreales, Hypocreaceae. The record is from RefSeq and is a predicted model, not a curated record.